AAAAAAGUUAGUUAUUUAUCAGUUUUAGUUGUCGCUACAUCUGCUCGAGAUGAAAUUGUUGCUGUAUUUUCUCACCGCAGAAAUAGUAUGCGGAGCCAGCAUUUCUCUAAAAAGGCAAACUCCUAUUCAGCCAAACAAAAACGCAAAGCUUAGUGUUUACUCGUUAAGUUCAUUCGACCAGCAAAAUCCACUCUUUAUAAGAACCAUUAUACCAAACGAACUUAAACCUACUGAAAGGGAGCUAAAAAGAUUGGAAGCAUCUGUCUCAGCACAACAAGAUAAAACAAACUACAAUAAUGAAGAAAAUGUAAACUUUCUCGAAAGUUAUCAGGCAGUCCCGCAUUUAAGUUUACCUGUUCGUGCCAAAAGCAUUCCAUUCGCAAGUUUGGGCAUCUCUACCACAUCGGACUUGUCAUCACCUUUAAUAAACGCUGUGGCAGUGGGAAGUUUCGGACCAAAAAAGAAUAAUGGAUUACCCAAUAUCCCAUCAGAAAAAGGAGCCACAUUUUUUCAAACGCAGGGACCAAAUGGGUAUACAAAUGAAAACCGUCUAUCAUUACCAACAAAACACUUCGAGUCAUCUGGAUAUACAAUUGAAAAAGUCCCUGAAGUUACCAGCUAUACGAAACAAGGUCCUUUUUCUCCAGCUGACAUUCCAUCAAUUAUAGAAUUGGAGAAUAUAUUCAAAGCAUCUCAACUCGGACGGAUAAUUUCAAAGGUAAAUGGUAACAAGAAACUCCUUGAACAAGAAAACCUUAAGUCGACAGAAAAAAAAAAUUUGCAUUAUCCGAAAAUUCUAUCAAGAUUGUAUAAUAUAUACAAUAUUUCUUCAGUUAACAAUGUUGACAGUAUAAAUCAAGGAAAUAUUGUCAACGCUCUCCAGAUCUCAACUGAUAACACCAAUAACAGAGUGAAGAAUAAUGAUACACUAGCAAACGAAUAUUUUGAGACCAAUAGCUCUGCAGUCAAUGUUGACAGUAAAAAUCAAGUUAAUAUUAUUAACGCUCUUCAGAUUGCAACUGAUACAGACACAAGUAACGGGGAUCUUGCUAUAAAUAAUAAUAGUAAUACACAGAUAAAUGAAGAUUUUAGAGCUAGUACCCCCUUAGUUGAGAUAAAUACUGAAUCUGAAAAUAAUGAUGAAGAAUCUCUUAAAUACAGCACAGAAAUACCUUUGGAAAUAACAAAUAUUUCUACAGAAUAUCCUGAAAUUAAAACUGAAACUGAAACGGAAAGAGCCGUGGAUAAUGUCGAGGAACACCUUGAGUCUUUAACUGAGAAUUAUAAUAUUGUUUUACGUAAUCAGGAGGAGGAUAAUGUUACCAUAAAAUUCAAUAAUUCACUUAAUACUGGUGAAAAUACCUUAGAAUUUAACAUUGAAGAUUCUACUAGUAAAUAUCACAUAACAUUGGAGGAAAGUUACGAAGGUCUUACAACAGAAGAAUAUGGAAAUGAGGAAAUUGGCACAAAAGAAUAUGAUAAUAAUUAAAAAAAGGUCAGUCAGGAAGAUAUUGUGGUUAUUUUCUUAAACAUUUUUAAAGGAUGUAAGUUUGAGGUAGUUAGUUUAAGUUUAAGGUAGGAUUUAGACGUUAGCAGGUAUUGUUAUUUGAAAAAUGUAAUACUAUUAGAAAUAUAUUAAUA
Messenger RNA from Anthonomus grandis grandis, 1641 nucleotides. Its product is annotated as probable serine/threonine-protein kinase tsuA. Lineage: Eukaryota; Metazoa; Arthropoda; Insecta; Coleoptera; Curculionidae. Bases 50 to 1489 code for a protein of 479 amino acids. The transcript is spliced from 5 exons. The record is from RefSeq and is a predicted model, not a curated record.